Molecule: messenger RNA, 904 nt
Organism: Micropterus salmoides (largemouth bass)
Lineage: Eukaryota; Metazoa; Chordata; Actinopteri; Centrarchiformes; Centrarchidae
Product: proline-rich protein 14-like
Exons: 2
Coding region: 133-462 (109 amino acids)
Source: RefSeq, a predicted model, not a curated record
AAACUACAAAUCCCCCCACACCACCAACGGGUAAAAACUACAAAUCCCCCCACACCACCAACGGGUAAAAACUACAAAUCCCUCAUGUUCGAAAUGGUGUUCAAUGCAGUUUGAAAGUUAGUAAAACAAAGUAUGAACUCCCAGCAUGCCUUGCUGUCGUCACGCAGGAGCCUGGAGACGAUCUUUGAGGAGCCGAGGGAGAAGGAUGGAGCGCUGCUCCUGAUUGGCCAGCAGAGGAGGCGCAGGCUCCUCCUCUUCCCUGACUUCACUCAGCCCAGGAAGAGGAAGAGGCUGCAAGGGGCCGGACUUCCUGUCCCCAUGGCGCCCAGGAAACGGGCGGUGGCUCGGCGACACUGUCACGGCGGCAGCCGCGGCGAAGACGACUCGGACCUGGACGUGAUGCUGGUGGAACGACUGAGCGCGCUCGAAGACUUCCUGACACGGCAGGGCCUCGACGUGUGAGAACUGACAUCACUUCCUGUCAGCUGAAUAAAGGCCAAAUAAACAGAGCUGCUAGCGUGCCCGCUACGUUACCGUGGUAACGCCACGGGGGUAUUUUUUUGCAGUGUACUUAAUGUUUUUUGUUUGAUUUUUUUACAGUGUAGGCUGCAUAAUGUGAAUUUACCGAAAUAUUUAAUAGUUUUUUUACAGUGUGGAUGAUGUAGAACAGGUGGAGCUGAGGCCACGCCCACAGCAGGGCACAGGUGGAGCUGAGGCCACGCCCACAGCAGGGCACAGGUGGAGCUGAGGCCAUGCCCACAGCAGGGCACAGGUGGAGCUGAGGCCACGCCCACAGCAGGGCACAGGUGGCUGGUUUUAUUUUUGUUAUUAAAAUAUCAAAAGACUUCACUGUAGUACUGCCUGAGUACUGUGUAGUAUUCUGUGAAGUAUUUAGAGUUUUUAA